Messenger RNA from Sardina pilchardus (European sardine), 1499 nucleotides. RefSeq lists its product as uncharacterized. The record is from RefSeq and is a predicted model, not a curated record. Gene Ontology annotation, molecular function: phytanoyl-CoA dioxygenase activity. Gene Ontology annotation, biological process: fatty acid alpha-oxidation. The coding region runs from base 344 to 1192 and encodes 282 amino acids. The transcript has 8 exons. Lineage: Eukaryota; Metazoa; Chordata; Actinopteri; Clupeiformes; Clupeidae.
CCAGAAGGAACUAAAGUGGACCUUGGACAGGACGCAGUCACAGAGACACCCAACCCAGAAGCCAAGCCAAGCCGAGUCAAGCACAUCAUCUGAGCUGCUGAAAGCAUCACGCAUCAAGGCGUCAGGUCUCUCAUCACACAGGUGUGCACAGGGCAGGUUAUAAAAACAGGCUUCAUCAGGACACGCUUCCUCAGUCUAACAAGGGCCCAGCUGGUUAUCCCAGACAGAGAGAGCGAGAGAGAGAGUGAAAAAGAGAAAGAGAAAGAGAGACAACAUCGAAGUAAGAUCCGAGAGCGAGCGAGCGAGUGACCGACCGACAUCCAUCCCUCAGCAGCCAGCAGUCAUGAGCGUGUCCACGGAACAGAUGUCCAGCCUGUACGAGCAGCAGGGCUACCUGAGCGGCGUGGGUGUCCUGGACCCCACCGAGCUACGGGAGGCCCGGGAGGCCUUCGCCCAGCUGGAGAGGAAGUUCGGAACUGACUAUACCGGUUACAGUCUCCACAACGUGCACAUGCAGUACGACUGGGUGAUGGGGCUAGUCAAGCACCCCCGCGUUCUGGAGGUGGUAGGUGCCGCCCUGGGGCCAGAUGUCCUCCUCCUGGACUCCAGGUUUAUCUGUAAAUACCCCGUAACCAGGGGCAACCGAGGGGCCGAUGUCAUCUCCUGUGAGAGCGGAACGGCAGGGGAAGAGACGAACGGAGAAGAGCGGAGAGAGAAGGAGGCUGGCCUGCCCUACGUGGCCUGGCACCAGGAUAUGAGGUACUGGGGGCUCGAUGGCGGUCCAGUGUUGUCUGUGUGGCUGGCUCUGGACGACUCAUUGGAGGACAAUGGAGCUCUUCAGGUUAUUCCAGGAAGUCACUGCUCCGGGAUGCUCCCUCACCGCCAGUCUCAGCGCCCGGGUAACAUGCUGUCGGUCAACCAGGAGAUCCCAGAGGAGCUGGUGCAGACAGACAAGGCUGUACUCUGCCCCCUGCUGGCCGGGCAGAUGUCGCUGCACGAUGGCCUGCUCGUCCACGCCAGUGACCCCAACAUGUCGGACCGCAGGCGCUGUGGUUUUGUAAUUCGCUACGUCCCCACAUGUGCUUAUCCAAUUCAGGACCCUGACAGACCCAGGCGUUUCCAUGCCACCAUGCUGGUAAGCGGAACCGACCAGUAUGGACACUUCUCACACAGUGAGGAGCCACAGAUCUGAAGACUACAGCCAAUGAGGAGGAGGCAGAGGAGGAGGAGGAGAAUAUUUAUAAUACUUUAAAUUACUUUGUACUGUUGUACUCUCAACAGUACUAUAUGAUUUACUGUAAUGUACAAUAUUAUACACUUUACUGUAAUAUCUGCACAGUUUUAACAUUUUUAAGUAAAUAAUAUAUUGUGACUAAGAGGCAUGUGUAAUAUGGGGAACUGUUUGAUGAUAUGUUUGGGCUAUAUAUGUAUUUGGGAUAUAGAAUAUGUGAAGGGUUGAUUCUGAAUGUUACAUCAGUUUAAUAAAAUAUUUAACCGUA